GGCAAAAAAGGGCAAAAUGUGUCUGCUAAUCAAUGUGGGACGGCGAGCGCAGCGCCAGCGGCCCACCACCACCUCGGCCCCGCCGCCCAGUGCCGACUGCCGAGGCCCUGAGCCGAGCCGAGCCGUGCCACCGGUAGUCAUGGCGCUGUCCAAGGUGCAGGAGGACACCGGGUUGCCCAAAUUAAAGGUGGCCCUCGCCAUCGGGGGAACUCUGGCCGCAGGUUAUGCCGUGUACUACUUCAUGUUCAGACAUCAAGGCAAAAAACAAGACAAAAGCAAGACAAUACCCAAGCAGUCCUCGGAGGAGACGGAGAGCCUCGCGUCGCCCAGCACAGACGACACAGCCAACCUGACUCCACUUCAAAGAGCACAAAGCUACAAGAAUAAGGGGAACAAAUACUUCAAGGGUGGCAAGUACAAAGAAGCAAUAAAGUGCUACGACGAUGCCAUUGAGGCAUGUCCCCAAAAGGAGAAGGUGGAUCUGUCCACCUUCUACCAGAACAGGGCAGCUGCAUACGAACAACAGAAAAACUGGGAGUGUGUCCUUCGGGACUGUACAGCCGCCUUAGAGCUUAAUGAACGGUAUGUGAAGGCCCUACAGAGAAGAGCUAAGGCCUGUGAGGUCCUCAAAGACCUGGAGCAAGCCCUGGAGGACCUGACUGCUGUGUGCAUCAUUGAGUCAUUCCAGAACCAGGCAACAUUAGUCAAUGUAGACAGGGUCCUCAAAGAGCUAGGCCGUAUGCAUGCCAAAGAAGCCAUGGAGAAACGGGACCCAAUCAUGCCCUCCAACCACUUCAUCAAGACCUUCUUUGAGUCAUUUGCUGAGGACCCAAUCUUUAAUUCUGUUGACAAAGAAAAGGAGGGUGAUGUGGAUGAAACUGAAAAUCCUCCUGGGAAGACUGCCACCAACAAUGGUUACUUGAAAGCCAAACAGCAUCUUCAAGAGGGUAACUAUGGUUCAAUCAUUGAAUGCUGCAGCAAUGAAUUGGCAAACCCACUCACCCCUCAUAAGGUUGAAUCGCUGUUGCUGCGUGCCACACUCUUCCAGCUCAGAGGAGAGAGCAAGAAGGCUAUGGAUGACCUCACUGCUCUCAUUAAUAUAGAAAACUGCCCACUUAAAAUGAAGGUGAAUGCCCUAGUGAAGCGUGGCUCACUGUACAUGCAGCAUGAGAAGGUAGAUGACAGUCUGCGAGAUUUUGACAAAGCUGCUGUUCUUGACCCAACUAACUCUGAUGUUUUCCAUCACAGAGGACAGAUCCACUUGCUGAUAGGCAGAGUAGAUGCAGCCAUGUCAGACUUCAAGAAGGCAGUGGACCUCAAUUCCAACUUCCCAAUAGCAUUUGUCCAACGUUGCUACACAGAUUACAGGUAUGCUUAUCAGCUAGGAGACAAGGCCAAAGUGGAGGAGGUGAUGAAGAAGUUCGACGAAGCCAUCAAGAAUUUCCCAAAAUGCGUAGAAUGUUAUGUUCUUUAUGCUCAGGUGUUGUGUGACCAAGGUGAACACGAGCAAGCAGAUGGUUACUAUGUGAAGGCCCUGGAGGUGGAGCCUGAUAACCCCACAACACUGGUGCACCGUGCACUACUAAUCCUACAGUGGAAGGGAGACCUUGCUCAGGCUCGGUCGUACAUCACGCAGGCCCUUGAGAUUGAUGACAAGUGUGAGCUGGCAUACGAGAACUUGGCUACUAUUGAAGUGCAAACUGGUAAUUUGAAGAGAGGAGUGGAAUUAUUUGACAAAGCUAUUCCCCUGGCCAAGACAGAAAUGGAAAUGGCUCAUCUUUUCUCCCUCAAAGAUGCUGCUGUAGCACAAUUGAAGAUUGUUGAGAAGAUGGGCAUUAACAUCCCUGAUCUUGGGUCACUGUAAGUCCUGUUGCAUAGGUGUGUUUUAUAUUCUUUAUUCCUCAAAGAAUUGAUUCUCCGAUGUUUUGAUUGUUAAAUUCAAAUAUUUAUAGUAAUAUUUUUUUUAUGACUAAGUAUGGAUGGAUUGUGUGAAACUUGGAGGCAUUAAAUGUAUAAAUAAAUAAAAGUAAGAAACUUGUAUUUAAUGGUGUUUUCCAAAGGAGAUGUGUUGUAUUAGAUCAACAUGAUAAAGUUCUGUAUGUUACUGUUUUGUAGAUAAAGCAACUGGGGUAUUAAAUCAGACACAUUCUUAUAGACAGUGAUCAGAAAUGAGGCAAGUAGGUUAGGUGUGGGCUUAUGGCUACCCUUUGUUGCAGUGUUUGUCAUCUCACAACUUGCUAUAUGAGGUGGCCAAAGACAGAACAAGUAAAUUAUUGUUUCUUGUCUCCAGUAACUGUAGUGGCUGCCUUUGGAUGCAAUAAUCUUUUCCUGGAACACGAGAUAAUAAUUUCUUUCAAGGCUUGAUAACCAGCAUCUAACGUGUAGUGCACAUGUUUUGUAACCUUGAAUGGAGCGGUUGGGUUUGAGAAGUUUGGUCAGUAUAUGUCACUUGUCAUCAAUAUUACCAUUAUCAUCAUUGUCAUCAUCACCAUAAUCAAUUUUCUCCACUGAGUAGGGUGAGGAUUCAGGGACAACACAAGUUUAGGGAGUAUUCAAAGCGCGAGGAUGCAGAAGUAUUAUUUAGUCACAAGGAUGUCACAAGAUGGGUCCAUGGAUUGGGUUACAUUCCCUCAAUUUCUGUAUGAUGAGGGAAGGCAUGUACAUUUAUUGCCCUAAAGGCUAUGAAGACCCAGGGCAGUCAGACUACUAAGACAUACCUCAAAAAUGACUUUAGUGUCUGGAUUGAAUAGGCUAUGGAGGCAUUUCUAUGGCUGAAUAACUUUGCAACUGGUCAGUGGAAGACUAAUUAAACAGCAGGAAGGAAUUGACUGUUCAUUUGUCAGAUAUUUUAUAAAGUUUGAUUUAAGAAUUUAUUUCGGCUUCUAAUUCAAAAGUUAGUAAGCAGUUCGGUGUGAAAGUUUAUGUUGCCUUAUGGUCAAAUACAUAGUAUUAAAUUACUAUUAAUAAAGAUCAUGCAGCUUUGUCAUGACCUUGCAAAUGGGUCUCUCUCUCUCUCUCUCUCUCUCUCUCUCUCUCUCUCACACACACACACACACA
Messenger RNA from Eriocheir sinensis (Chinese mitten crab), 3057 nucleotides. It is a transcript of the gene Tom70, whose product is annotated as mitochondrial import receptor subunit TOM70-like. NCBI's taxonomy places the organism in Eukaryota, Metazoa, Arthropoda, Malacostraca, Decapoda, Varunidae. The record is from RefSeq and is a predicted model, not a curated record. Gene Ontology annotation, molecular function: protein binding. The transcript has 10 exons. The coding region runs from base 17 to 1864 and encodes 615 amino acids.